Poecilia latipinna (sailfin molly) is the source of this 1123-nucleotide messenger RNA. RefSeq names its product leucine-rich repeat-containing G-protein coupled receptor 4-like. The transcript is spliced from 2 exons. Lineage: Eukaryota; Metazoa; Chordata; Actinopteri; Cyprinodontiformes; Poeciliidae. The record is from RefSeq and is a predicted model, not a curated record. The coding region runs from base 792 to 1076 and encodes 94 amino acids.
AAACACCUAGAAAUUAAAUAUUAGAGCUGAAAUAAAGUUAACCAAUAUUAAAAGCAGAACAAACUGCCUGAGUACCGUCUCCAUCUCUACAAUCUGUGGAGGUCUCGUGCCAUCCCUAGAAACAUAGCGCCCUGGGCGUUUGCCCUUACUGUUUAUGUCAGAAACCAUCUGGGCCAGCAGAGAACCAUGGGCCCUCCAGCGGGUCCCGGGUCUCCCUCAGGCUCCUCCCAGUGGGCCGGACGCCUCGGAUCGGAGCUGAACAGGCUGAGGACAGAAACGUCUGAGGCUGUUACCCCGAUAUCACCACGAUACACGAGACAGUAAAUAUUGGCCGAUAUCCUCCAUAGAAAACAUUGUUUUAUACAUAUUUAUCUGAACCGUCUCAGAAUAUUCUGUACUAUAUUACGGCUGAUCUAAAUCCUUCAUCUUCCAGAUAACUAGAAAUAUUUAUCUGGAAUAUCCUGCAUAGAUACCAGCUGCAGCAGUUGAAGCAGCAGCAGAAACACCAGCAGCAGCAGGUCGUUUCCUCCUUAAACACGUCUGAGCUUGAUGAACGUUUCCCGUCUGCUGCUGAGCCUCCACUCAUCUGCACAGAGGAAGUUUGUUCCUCCUGAUAAUGCAGAGCAACAACCGCAGCAACAUGGAGGAGCUCAGCAGGAGACGGGAGCCUUAUCUCCCUUCCUGCUGCAGCAGCAGCUGCCCGUCAAACCGCCUCUCAGAAACCAGACGGCUGGAGCUUCUCCUCCUGCGGCUCCUUCGCUUCUCCUCAGAGCCACUGAGCCUCAGUCAGCAUGCAGCUCUUCCUCCUCCUCCUCUUCCUCCUGCUGCAUGGAGCCAUGGCCGCCUCGGUGCCUGGCUGCCUCAGCGACAGGGACAAGGACCACCGGCCGAGGGAGAACUGCAGCGGCGCCGGGUUCAGCCACGUACCAGCAGGACUGGACCAGCAGACGCAGGUCUUGUUGUUUCCAUCCAACCUGUUCUCCAGCCUGUCCUGGACCUCCUUCCAGGUGUUUCCAGACCUGUAUGAGCUGGACCUCACAGCCAAUCAGGUCUGUGCUGCUGGUCAAUGUAGUUAAGAUGUGUGUGUGUGGCCCUCCAGGUGAAUGUGGCUUAUUAAGGCUGG